This is a messenger RNA of Aricia agestis (brown argus), 3431 nucleotides long. RefSeq names its product lysosomal alpha-mannosidase-like. Gene Ontology annotation, cellular component: lysosome. The record is from RefSeq and is a predicted model, not a curated record. Gene Ontology annotation, biological process: mannose metabolic process. The transcript is spliced from 17 exons. NCBI's taxonomy places the organism in Eukaryota, Metazoa, Arthropoda, Insecta, Lepidoptera, Lycaenidae. Gene Ontology annotation, molecular function: carbohydrate binding; alpha-mannosidase activity. The coding region runs from base 95 to 3403 and encodes 1102 amino acids.
UUUCAUUUCAUUCCGUUGGGUCGAGCGAUACAAUAUUAGUUCCGUGAUUGAUCAAUACCUAUAAUUGUUGAAGACAGAUCUAGCCUUCAGGAGCAUGCUGUCCCUGCUCCUGCUGGUCGCGGCGGUGUCCGCCGUGCCGCUAGAUCCACCUGAAAAGUGCGGAUAUGAGAGCUGCACGCAGGCCGAGGCAGGCGUGCUCAACGUGCACAUAGUGCCGCACACGCACGACGACGUCGGCUGGCUCAAGACCGUCGACCAGUACUACUACGGCAGCCGGAACAACAUCCAGAAGGCUGGUGUCCAGUACAUCAUUGACUCCGUGGUCAAGGAGCUAUGGGAGGACCCCAAGAGGAGAUUCAUGUACGUGGAAACCGCUUUCUUCUGGAAGUGGUGGACGCGGCAGUCGGACGACGUGAGGCACAAAGUCCAUACCCUGGUGCGGCAGGGUCGGCUGCAGUUCGUGGGCGGCGCUUGGAGCAUGAACGACGAGGCCGCCUCGCACUACCAGAGCACUGUGGACCAGUUUACUUGGGGACUGAGGAAACUGAACGAGACGUUCGGCUCAUGCGGCAUGCCCCGCGUUGGCUGGCAGAUUGAUCCGUUCGGUCACUCCCGCGAGUUCGCCUCGCUGCUUGCCGCCAUGGGCUACGACGGACUGUUCCUGGGCCGUAUUGACUACCAAGAUAAGAACGCCAGGCUCCACCAGAAGAGGAUGGAGAUGCUGUGGCGAGGGGACGAUGAUCUGGGUAAACCGUCUGAUAUCUUCACCGGCGUGUUAUACAACACGUACUCGCCGCCGCCGGGCUUCUGCUUCGACGUGCUGUGCAGCGACGAGCCCAUCGUCGACGACCCCGACUCGCCCAUGUACAACGUCGACGACCGAGUUGACACGUUCUUGGCCAUAUGCCGUAACAUGUCCGCGGGGUACAGAACCAAGAACAUUCUGGUAACGAUGGGAGAGGACUUUCAGUACCAGGACGCGGCCAUGUGGUACAAGAAUCUGGAUAAACUCAUCACAUACGCCAACCUGAAGGCGGGCAAGGAGGGUCUGCCUGUAAAGCUGUUCUACUCCACCCCCGAUUGCUACUUGAAGGCCGUUAAAGAUGCUGUGCCCAAGCUGCCCACAAAACAAGACGACUUCUUCCCGUACGCGAGCGACCCCACCGCCUACUGGACCGGCUACUUCACCUCGCGACCCACCACCAAGUUCCUGGAGAGGCAGGCCAACGAUUACUUGCAGAUGGUGAAGCACCUGCAGGUGCUGACUGGCCUGCCGGCGCACAACAAGUUCAUCAUCGACGAGCUCAAGAGCGCCGUCGGCGUGAUGCAGCACCACGACGCGAUAACGGGCACGGAGAAGCAGCACGUGACGCGCGACUACGAGCGAAUAGUCACCGCCGCGCUAGACGACGCCUCCAUACUCGCCGCGCAGGCUUUCAAUAAAAUCCUCCAGCCGAGCACCCACGUGGAGGCGACGUACACGUUCGCGCGCUGCCGACUCAACGAGUCCAGCUGCCACACCACCGAGCAGGCCGACACGUUCGUGGUAACGAUAUACAACCCGGUGGCGUGGAACACGAAGGAGCCGAUCCGCGUGCCGGUGCGCGAGGGCAGCUACAAGGUCGUCGCACCUAAUGGCGAUGAAAUUGACUCUCAACUUCUGGAGUUGCCGAAAUCCGUUACCUCCAUCCCCACGCGGACCUCCGAAGCCACGCACGAGCUGGUCUUCAUGGCGCACCUCCACCCCCUGGGCGUUAAGACUUUCUACGUCCAAAAGACUAAGAAGACCAAACGCCACGCUAAGAAAGACCGCGAAUACUACGAUAUCAACAACUACUGGAAGAAUAUUAAGACGAUAGAUAUAGCUAGCAUUGAUGCCGAAAAGUCUAUUGAUGCUGAUAAAUCUAGACCAAAAGAUCAAAUUCCUCUACCCGUAGCUAGCUCCAAGGAUGUAGGGUCAGUGAACAUGGAUGUGGAAGAUUUGGAGAUGCUGAAAGGCGAUGGCGUGAGGGUUGAGGGUUUGGAGAAGCUGGUGGAAGAGAAGACGAAGGUGCGGGGCGCGGGGAGGAACCUGGAGAAGCCCAGCUACCCCAGCCUCAGCGAGGAGGAGAUGAGGAUGCUGUCCGAUGAUCCCAUGCUGGUGGAGAGAUACCAGGAUUAUUAUUUGGAGAAUGAGUACCUAAAACUCCGCGUGGACAACAGCACCGGACAAGUAACGCACGUCAUCCAGGGCGAGGUAUCCACCAGCAUGCAGGUCGGCUUCUACUACUGGACCGGCGCCGUCGGCAACAACUCCAAGCCGGAGUACCGUUCUUCGGGCGCCUACAUAUUCCGACCACGAGAGACCAGCCCUAAGGCCCUCAGUUCGAAGCCUUCUAAGACCUUCAAGGGUCCCGUCGUCCAGGAGAUUAGGAUGGAAACGGAUGAGAACACCGCCAGCUCCAUACGUGUAUAUGUAGGCCUACCCUACAUCGAACAUGACUUUGUCAUCGGUCCGAUAGAUAUAUCGGACGAUAUUGGUAAGGAAUAUGUAGUAAGGUAUAACACCAAUGUUCUGAAUAACGGCAUCUUCUAUACUGACUCCAAUGGACGGCAGAUGCUGAAGAGGAAGUUAAAUGAGAGGCCGCAAUGGAAUCUGACGUUAGAAGAGCCCAUCGCUGGCAACUAUUACCCAGUCACCAACGAGAUUUACAUCGAGAACGAUAAUCUGAGGGUAUCCGUACUGACUGAUAGGUCCCAAGGUGGAACUUCGUUGGAGGAAGGAAGUAUAGAGCUGAUGCUGCACAGGAGAUUACUCCACGAUGAUGCCUUCGGAGUCGACGAGGCUCUGAAUGAAACAGCCAAUGGAAAAGGUCUGGUGAUGCGCGGCAAACAUAGAAUCCUCAUUCAUAAUCCCGAAGAAGACUCUAUCCUGAACGAACGAAUGCAUAUCCUGCAGAUGCAUCUGACUCCGAUUGUCUAUGUGGCUGAUGCGAGCCACGUCAGCCUCUCCGACUGGUUGACUUAUAACAACUGCUUCAAACCGGCCAAGGAACUGCCUCUCGGCUUACAUCUUCUGACCUUGGAGCCCUGGAACGAGAACAGAAUACUCAUCAGAUUGGAGAAUUACAAAGAUGGCGGCGCGAAGUCAAAUAUACAAAUCGACCUAAACGAUAUCUUCACGAAUUUGAAAUUCAAGUCCAUUCGGGAGACGACCCUGGCCGCUAACAGAUGGCUGGACGAAUACGAGAAGUGGCAAUGGGAGAGCGAAGACUUUGUGGACAAUUUCAACGAUGAUUACAACAACUUCGGACCAAAAGUCCUGGCGAAGGACGAUAAUGAUGUAGCGGUGAACGACGGAUUCAAAAUUACGCUCAAAGGUAAACAGAUAAGGACGUUUAUCGCAGAAUACGAAUUGAAAUAAUUUGUAAAUAAAUAUUGUUUGUUCUGAA